AUGAAUGCUUUAUAUAAUCACGCCGUGAAACAAAAGGGUCAAUUACAAAAAGAUCUUAAUAGAUUUGAGAAGAACCCACAAACUGCACCAAUAUCGUUGCAGGGAUCAAUUUCUGCUACAUUAGUCUCCUUCGAAAAGACUAUAAAUCAAUAUUCUGACUAUUUAAAUAAUCAACCAAUUCUAAAUGAUCAAGAAGAUAAUAUAAAUAAAGAGAAAAAUCUGAGUCGAUUAGUUUCUUUAAGGGAAGAAUUGGACAGAUUCCAAAUAAGUUUCAAAGAUUUGAAAAAAUUAUAUAAUGAAGCAAAUUCAACUAAAAAUCAGAGAAACCAAUUAUUUGGUUCAACAACAACUUCAGAAAAUCCUUAUAAUGAUAUGGAUACUGUAAUGAGUCAAAGAAAGACAACUUCCUCAAUUUCAACUCAUGAACAACAACAGCAAAAUAGUAAUAGAUCUUAUUUGGAUGGUUUACAAAAUGAAAAUUCUGUAUUUCAAAGAGGGAAUUCACAAUUAGACUAUAUUUUAGAGAUGGGUCAAAAUUCUCUCAAUGAUAUUAUAGAACAAAAUCAUAUUUUAGAUACAGUUCAAGACAAAUUAACGAAAUCUUUAAGGACAUUAAAUGUGUCAGAAGGCACUAUUCAAUCCGUUAAUAGUCGUCUGUUUAAAGAUAAACUUAUCUUUUGGGUGGGAUUGUUUCUAAUGUUUUUAGGAAUGUAUUUAGUAUUGAAAUGGUUAAGAUAG
Maudiozyma saulgeensis is the source of this 738-nucleotide messenger RNA. The record is from the annotation of a GenBank genome assembly. Lineage: Eukaryota; Fungi; Ascomycota; Saccharomycetes; Saccharomycetales; Saccharomycetaceae.